Molecule: messenger RNA, 761 nt
Organism: Trichoderma asperellum CBS 433.97
Lineage: Eukaryota; Fungi; Ascomycota; Sordariomycetes; Hypocreales; Hypocreaceae
Source: RefSeq, a predicted model, not a curated record
CACAACUACUAAGCUUGUUCUACAGUAAGGAUUGGCAGUUCUAAGUUGCCUCCAGAAGGUGCUAAUACUUGGAGACACCAGACUACUUCAUGUAAGGGCUAGACAGGAGGCCACAACGACGGCCCUAGUCACCGCCAGCCAUGCGUUUUCCAACUAGCAGUAGUUCUAUGUACACACUCCGUACUAGCUGCAACAACCCAGCAUAUACUACCAAGGUAUACGAAGCACAAGACAACUCUAUCCACGCUGAGGCAAUCAAAUCGAGCCGCUUGACGUUCUCAGCCGCAUCUUCUUCAACACGCAUUGCCCGUCUCACGUGCCUACGCUCUUGCUCCCUUCAAAACGACAUCACAUGCCGCCAAAUCGGCGGAAUAGACGGAUCCGUCACAGGCAGCUCUGGAUCCAACCGAUCCGGCACAUCACAGCACAGUACAGCACAGCCAGCCAACCAAGCCAGAACCAUCCAUGGCGUGCAUGGCGUCUGCCAUCCCUCCAAACCCAGCUCGUCAGCGUCCGGAGUCCCGUGGCGUCGCCCCGGCCUCGACAACCUCCACACUGUUUUUUUUUCACACCCGGCGCUCCACUCCUUUUGGCCUUCACCGUGGCUGGCCAUUCAUUCCUCGCCCUUCCUCCCGAGAACGGUGUUUGGCCCUAGAAUGGCCAUUCGUUAGACAGCGCUAAACGAACGCACAAGCUUCGACACUUCUGGGCUCGUACCCCGAUCACCGAUCACGCAGGGAGGAUACAAGCUUAGUCUCAUC